GAUUUUGUUUUGCAAAAAAACAAGCGAAAUGCGGCCCUGGCAGAAUACAAUCAGCUGUUUGUAAUGACAGUUCCUCUGACAAAUACAAAAUGGUUGAAAACUAAAGUUGGCAAACAAAGAAAGACAGCGUAAAAGAUCCAUAGGACAUCAAAAAAUUGUUUUAUUAAGUGAAAGUUAGUUAGUUUAGUGUGUAAUACGUGUUUUGUGCAUUAUGUUGGAUUUAGAAAUAGUGCCAGAGCGCUCCCUCGGUUGCGAUGCCUGGGAGUUUGUGCUGGGUAUGCAUUUCUCGCAAGCAGUUUCCAUCAUCCAGAGCCAAGUCGGAACGAUCCGUGGUGUCCAAGUGUUGUAUAGCGAUCAGAAUCCACUGUCCGUGGACCUAGUCAUAAACAUGCCUCAAGACGGGAUACGGUUGAUAUUUGACCCUGUAGCUCAGAGGCUGAAGAUCAUAGAGAUAUAUAAUAUGAAAUUAGUUAAACUUAGGUAUAGCGGCAUGUCGUUCAACUCCCCGGAGAUCACGCCAUCUAUCGAGCAAGUGGAGCACUGCUUCGGCGCGACUCACCCCGGCCUCUACGACAGUCAGAGACAUCUGUUCGCGUUGAAUUUCAGAGGCCUGACAUUUUAUUUCCCCGUCGAUAGUAAAUUUGAGCCGGGCUACGCUCACGGCCUCGGCUCUCUCCAGUUCCCUAACGGCGGCUCGCCCGUCGUUUCUCGGACAACUAUAUACUAUGGAUCUCAGCAUCAGUUGAGCCGGUCAGCGAGCGGUCGCUGUACGGCCCCACUGGCAGAGCUGCCGCUGUCAUGUUAUAGACACCAGCUUCAUCUGCGACGAUGCGACGUCCUGCGCUCACCCUCCGCGACCCUAGGACUCCGCCUGCACAUAUACACGGAGGGUACUAGAUCUGGUGAACCGGCCUCCGCCCGGCGGCGCGUGGUUCGUUUCGGAGACAGUUGCCAGGCUGUCUCCAGGGCUCUCGCGGCGCCCGCCCGCCUAUACUACAAGGCGGACGAUAAGAUGCGUAUACACAGACCCACCGCCCGCCGCCGCCCACCACCGGCAUCAGACUACUUCUUCAAUUACUUCACUCUCGGCCUGGACGUGUUAUUCGACGCCCGCACGCACCAGGUGAAGAAGUUUAUUCUUCACACCAACUACCCCGGCCACUACAACUUCAAUAUGUACCACAGAUGCGAAUUCGAACUCAACGUGCAGCCCGACAAAUGCGAGUCCAACACACUGGUCGAAUCCCGCGGCGCCGUCUGCAUCACCGCGUACAGCAAGUGGGAGAACGUGUCGCGGGCGCUGCGGGUCUGCGAGCGGCCGGUCGUCCUCAACAGGGCCUCGUCCACUAACACCACCAACCCCUUCGGCUCCACCUUCUGCUACGGAUACCAGGACAUGAUCUUUGAGGUGAUGUCCAACAACUACAUAGCGUCAAUAACUCUGUAUCAACCGGAAGGCACCCGGCCGCACUACGCGGUCACCUCGAUCGCGUGACACAGCAAGGUAUCCUCGAAUAGCAAGAAGUUCACAUAGAAGAAGUGCAGCAGUCGAGGGACACGCCCUGGACCCGACGGCAUCAGUAUUAUUGUGAUAAAACUGACGAAAAAACACAAAAAAAAAAAUGUGAGUGUGAUCUCAUCAGGGGAUGUCUAUACGGAACUCCUUAGCAGUGGACAGUAAAUAAUGUGUUCUAUGUUUUUUUGUCUACGUCUGAUCGUAGUUGUAAGCUGUAUAUAAUAACGUAUGUAUUUUUUCUAAAAUGGACGUUCAUGUGAUAAAGAAAAAAAAUGUGGCAAAAAAAAAAAUAUAAUUUUUUUUUUACCUCACCGGCACCGUUGUCUAGGGUAGUUUAAUAUUUUUCUCUCGUCUCGUAACAGACGACAGUUUUGUCGGUUUUUGUUAGAGACCAUAGAUUUAUUAUUAUUUUUUUUUUAUUAUAAGAUACUUAACAGCGGCUAGUUAGUUGUCUAUGGUAUAGUUUUUUUCUACAAUCUCUUAAACCGGCCGCUUAUAGUUUUGGCUGCAAUGAAUAACUACGAUUCAAUAAAAUAAAAUGUAAAGACAUAUUAUUAUUUUUUUAAUUUCAAUCUCUUCAAGCGAGAUAUUACAUAAGAAAAAUCAUUACAUCAGCGAAAAAAAUAUAUAACUGCACUUAACCUAAACACAUUCAGCCAAAAAAAUAGGCGGUUAAAAAAAAAAAACAAUAUAUUUUUCUCAUAUAAUAGAUUAAGUUAGUUGUGCUUGCUUAUGCGAUGUUUGAAUGGUUAGAAAAAUUAUCUUUAUAUUUGAAUGGGUACAUAUAACAUAAUAUAAAUCAAAAAAAUAUAAUGCGUAUACGAAUUAUUAACAUAUAUAUUUUUUCCUUUUUUAUCUGUAUUUUUAAUCGAAUAUUCUGAAUUAUAGUUUACUAUUGUCCCAUUCGAAUCAAUCCCAUGUUCAAGCCACUAAUCGUUACAUUAUUAUAGCACAUUAAGGUCUUCUGGAUUCGUCUACCUUUUUUUUCGGCUUGGACUUGAUAUUUGAUUUUGUUAAAAGUAACCACAUCGAUAGACACGAAAAAUACAUAUAAUUAUAUCUAAGAUUUGUUCGUGAAUUCAUUUAAAUAAAAAUAAUUUAAAAAGUAAUAAAAAUCGUGUAAUCAUAACCGAAAAGCUUAGUUUCAUUCAAAUAAUAAACAAUUAUUGUAAACAAAAUAUUGAAAAAACUAUAAGUUACGUCAGAAUUAUAAAUUCAUAAGUGUAAACGAUAUUAAAAAAUUAAUUACUUUGAAACUAAAUAGGUUUUAAUUGUUUCGGUUAUUAAUUACUCAGUACGUCAAUAAUAACGUUGAAGUGCUUAAUUUUAUAGUAUAGUGAAUGUCUUAGGCAAUAAAUUUCAAAGUCAAGGUCGGUCCGCCAUGUUGAAUAAUUUGACAACUUUAUGAUUUGAAAGUAAAGACUUUCGCGCCCAAAUAAAAAAACGUCUUUGAUUUGACAAGCUACAAAUGAAUUUGUUAACUGAACAAUCUAUUUAUAAAUUACAGUUUUACAUGUUUUACAUUUAAACAGGAAUUAUUUGCUGCUCUUUAUGGUAUAUCGAUGUGGUUGCAUUUUAACACACGUACAUUCACAUAGGCAAUUCUGAAGUAUGAAUAUUUAUUUACAAUAUAGUCAAAUAUACCAAUUUUUUUACCUCAUUGUAAUUUGUGCCAACGUGCAUGUAAGAAUUAACCUUGUUUUUUGUUAUAUUAAAGUCGAAAUUUCGAUGAAAUGAGCUUAAAUAGGCUUACAUCGCUUAGGCGCUGGUUGUGAUGUUACAGUUUUUUAGGGAAUAUGAUCCUUGGGUUUACGCAAUAAAGUGUUAAAUUGCUUUCAUCGGAAAUCCAUUUAGACUAAAGACUUCUUGGCUUUUAAUAAUUCGUUAUUUUAUAUAAAUCUAAUAUUAUAGCUAAGCAUAAUUUUAUUUGUCACUAGCAACAGUAGGAUUUUCCCGUCUUUGGUCUAAAAAGUUUUUCAUAUUUAGUAAUUUAUUUAUGCACAAGCGAGUGUGAUUGUCGUGUAGUGGCUGUGGUGCCAUAAAAAAAAAAGAUAAAAAUGACAAAUAAUACAUUAAAAAAAGGUUUUAAUUAUAAGGUAGCUUCGUGCGCCCUUAGUAUUGUACGGACAGAAAAAUGAAUAAUACUCAAAUAAUCACCUAUUGUACCUAUUAACAAGUUUUUUUAUGGCAGUUCAUCGGAUACAACCGUACGAUACUAGUGGGAAUAUUUUUAUAUAAGUUGGCGCGUCACGUCCGCCAUCUUGGUGUGUCGCGGUUAACUGUCAAAGCACAUUAUUUUAAGUACAUAUAAUAAUUUUAGGUAAACGUAGUGUUGUUAUGCAUUUAGUGUAUAAUAAUAUAAGGGAGACCCAUUAUUAAGUAUGCAUAAUUAUUUUUUAAAUAGCUUUCGAUACAGCCAAUGUCUUAUUUAUUAUAUCUUAGAAUGUAUUGUUGCGGCGUUGUUGGAAAAAAAAAAUGUUAUGUAAUUACUUUUUUAUGUGAAUAUUUUGUGUGUUUUAUGCUACUCUCCGUGUUUAACUAGCAUUGUAUAGAUUUUUUUUAUGUCGUAAAACGGUCCGGGAAUUUUUAUUGGUAUUUUCUGUUCGUAAAUGUAAAUUCGUUACAUAUAUUGCGAAUUUAUUAUUCCGUGUAAAGGAUUUUUAUUGCAUAAACAUGUGAAAUAUUCCAUUUCUACUGUUAAGAACUUAGCAUAAAUCACAAAAUCUAUUCCUCGUGUAAAUGUAUCACUUGUAUGGACACCGUAUAAUGUAUCGGCGACUACGUUCCCAUUAUUGUCACGUCUAAUAUAAAAGAAGUGUGUGCUGUAUUUUAGUGAAUUAUAAAAAAUCACCGCUUUUAAAGCUGACCAAAUAAAAAUGGACGUUAAUUUUUAUAUAAUAAUAUUAUUUUACUAGCAAAUUGAUUGUUUCCGCAUUAUAAUAUGAAUUAACUUAAUUUUGCAACAUGAGUAGAUCAGUUUAGACAGACAUUUGGCGUUGAAAAAUUAUGAUUUUGUUAAAAAAUAGACUUCUUAAAUCAGUUCCCAAAAUAAGAAAAUAGAUGGCGCUUACGAUAAGAAUUGAAUUGAGAUGAUAUUCGAUUUUGAUAAUUAAUAAUAAUACUAAAAUGUAAAUGUAUGUAUGAACUAAUAAAGUAAAAAUAAUACGAGUGAAAUUACAUAAUGUUUGUCGCGCUUAAUAAUUUAUUUUAUGGCGUUAAAAAAUCCUUUCAAUAGAAGCCGGCGAGGCCGUCUCAUCCGACCUUAGACGCGAUUUCAAUUCGCAACCGAAGUCGUGAAGCAAGAAAAGUAUUAGUUUAUUAUAUUUUAUCGCAGAAUAUUCUGAUUCUGACUUAUUAGUAUCGAGUGAUCACCAAAUUUACCAAUCACAUAUUUUAUUCGUACAAUUGAAUUUGAACCGGAACUCUUUUUUUAUUAUUUCUGUAAAAUAACAUAUAUUCAAUGUAUUACUUCCUUAAUAAAGUAUUAACUAUUAAUUAUAUAUAUAAUUUUAAACACACACUCGGGACAUUAGUUCCAAAAUAAUUUUUGUGGUCAGCGCCAUCUAUUGUUAUUCUAUAAAAACUCUUUACUCUAUUUUAUAAAAUUCCCUGAUGUACUUUGCUUUGUUAUGAAUUAUUUAUUUAUCUUUCCUAAAGAAUCUUUUUUGUACAAUAUUAGAGUAAUUUUGAUAAUCAUGUUAAUUCGAACGAUUAUUUUUUAAUGUAUUAUAUGACUACAUGUAAUAAUUUAUUAGAGUAAUAGAAAAAAAAUAUCGUAUUCCUGUCAAUUAAAACCUUUUUGUUGUCCUUGUAAUUUAAUUGUUUUAUGGCUAUGCAAUACUUAAUAUAAAACGCUUAGAAUGUCCAUCAUUCAAAUAACGUUCGACAUUCAAAUGAUUUAAAUUAAUUUUCCAUACACAGAUUAUAAAAAAAUGUGAUGAUAAAAUUGUCGAUGUGGGUAUUAAAAUAUGUCUCAAAGAUACCGAAAAACAAUAAAGGCUUUCAUAACGAA
This is a messenger RNA of Danaus plexippus (monarch butterfly), 5528 nucleotides long. RefSeq names its product PHAF1 protein CG7083. Gene Ontology annotation, biological process: Golgi to plasma membrane protein transport. Gene Ontology annotation, cellular component: trans-Golgi network. Lineage: Eukaryota; Metazoa; Arthropoda; Insecta; Lepidoptera; Nymphalidae. Bases 212 to 1495 code for a protein of 427 amino acids. The transcript is spliced from 11 exons. The record is from RefSeq and is a predicted model, not a curated record.